Molecule: messenger RNA, 1256 nt
Organism: Rubroshorea leprosula
Lineage: Eukaryota; Viridiplantae; Streptophyta; Magnoliopsida; Malvales; Dipterocarpaceae
Source: the annotation of a GenBank genome assembly
ACUACCUUCGGCAUAAACCCUAGGGUUUUCUCUGAAUUCCGAUCCCAGAGGAAAUCCCCAAACAUCGCAACAAUGUCGAUGUCGAAGAGCUCCAAGAUGCUUCAAUUUAUCAACUACAGGAUGCGCGUCACCAUCCAAGAUGGACGCCAGCUCGUCGGCAAAUUCAUGGCCUUCGACCGCCACAUGAACCUCGUACUCGGCGACUGCGAGGAGUUCCGUAAGCUACCUCCUGCCAAGGGCAAGAAGAACUCUAACAUCAAUGAGGAGCGUGAGGACCGUCGUACGCUUGGCCUUGUCCUCCUACGUGGUGAAGAGGUUAUUUCCAUGACAGUUGAGGGCCCUCCUCCCCCGGAGGAGUCUCGUGCCAGGGCUGUUUCUGCAACUGCUGUUCCUGGCCCGGGAAUUGGCCGUGCUGCUGGUCGUGGUGUUCCCACUGCUCCUCUUGUUCAGGCCCAGCCUGGCCUUGCUGGCCCCGUUCGUGGUGUUGGUGGUCCUGCCCCGGGCAUGAUGCAGCCCCAAAUUUCCCGUCCGCCUAUGCCGCAGCUUUCAGCUCCUCCGAUGACCUACCCUCCUGCUGCUGGGGCCCCUCCUGUGAUCCGUCCUCCUGGGCAGUUGCCGCCUGGGGCAUUCCCUGGCCAAGCACAGGCACCACAGAUGCCUCGUGGUCCGCCACCUCAGGUGCCACCACCAGCAUUUGGGGUGAGGCCGCCACAGCAAUUUCCAGUACCACCACCGCAGUAUGGACAGAGGCCGAUGGUUCCACCUCCAGGAGCAAUGAUGAGAGGACCUCCUGCUCAACCUCCAAGGCCUGGAAUGCCUGCUCCGCCUCCACCAAGGCCUGGGAUGCCUCCUCCACCUGGUGGUGCUGUUCCUGUUUAUGGACAGCCUCGUCCAGGGAUGCCACCUCCUCCAAACCCUCAAAAUCAGCAGCAAAAUCAGCAGCAGUAAUUUGGGCUCCCCCUUAUGGUUAGGUCAAGGAUUUUGCAGUUGUGCUUUAGUGGUGAUGUUGAGAAUAUCUUCAAGGUGCAGCAUAGAGUGUAAAAUUUCAGUGCUAGAGACUGGGUAUAUGAAAUUCUCUGCUACUGUAGUUAAGUUAUGUGUUUUAAUUGCACAAUAUCCUUUUUUGGUUGCCUGCAAAGGAAGACUAAUUGGAGCUAACUAAGACUUAUCAAAUGUUAAAGUGAUGAUUUGUUUUGAGUUGCAUUCCCAACUUUGAUGGUUUUCAUGGGACAGGAAAAUAUAGACAUACAGCAUUA